AUGGAGAUUAGUCACAUUGAAGACGGAACACUGGAACCCAAAGGGAAGUGGUUUUCUGAAGAACGCCCUGAAUGCCCUGAAGCUGGACCACAAAGCCCCGCCCACCAACCUCUGGUCUUUAAUAGGAGAACAUGGGACAUCAGAUCUUCAGUGUCUCUGCAGUGGAAACUAAACAUCAUCAUGGGCAACUGCGAGACAUCCCAAUUCACCGCCAUUUACGGAGGAAAUACAAUCUACGGUCAUGGAAACAUUGCCAUCGUCAACUACAACACGACCAUCAACCUUCGUUUGAGGAGAUCCGCCGGCUUCUGUCCUCCAUCCAAUGAGGAGUUCUCGGUGCAGACCCUGGACACCUGUCUGCUGGACUACCUGUCCACCGUGCGCUCCCUGGAGGACGCCAACGCCGAGCUGGAGCUGAAGAUCAGGCAGUGGGUGGAGAGCAGUGGAGACUCCGCCUCCAGAGACUACACCACCUGCUUCCAAACCAUCUCCAUCAUCAGGUCCAAGAUCCAGACCGCCGUCCAGGUGUACGGAUCCAUGGGUGACGCCCAGACGGCUGAUGAACCCCUCAAGAACAAGAGUGAGAAGGAGCCGGCGGCGCUGCAGUCGCUGGAGGCCGACGUCGCCGAACUGAAGAUGAUCCUGGACCAGCUGACACAGACCAGAUCCGACAUGAAGACGCAGAUCCAGGGUCUGGAGGAGGAGCUGAAGAUCCUCAAGAAGAACAACCAGGAGGUGGACCUCACCAAGGCCAUGGCCCAGAACGCACAACUCCACGACACCAUCUACUCCAAAAACCAGAAGGACCUGGAGGCCUUCCAGGCCAAGACCCAGGUUCUGAAGAACAAGGUGGUGGUCGGCAUCCGGACCCUGCAGACAUCUGGGUCUGAAGUCACCCAGGUCCAGUCUACUCUGCAGUCUCUGGAGACCCAACUGCAGUCCACCUUGGACACGGAAGUGUUGGAGGGAACUCUGGCUGAAACCCUGAGCCAGUACGGGGGGCAGCUCAGCGGAUACCUGACCCAGGUGACCACUCUGGAGGAGCAGCUGGUCCAGCUCAGGUUGGACCUGGAUCUUCAGGACUACGAGUACAAGAAGCUGCUGGACACCAACAUCCAUCUGGAGUCGGAGGUCGCCGAGUACAAAAGGCUUCAGGGCUGAAACAGCGUCUGCAGCGCCACAGAGACCCAGGAGGAGGUGGUCUACGGGUAGGUGGUCUCCUCCACCGCCUCCACGCCCACUACCGGCACCGACAGCCAAUCAGCGGCGGCAUCUGAGUCACAUGACCUGUGACACAACCAAUAACCUGAGAGUCAAUAAAUGGGUCCAUAAA
This is a messenger RNA of Sphaeramia orbicularis (orbiculate cardinalfish), 1333 nucleotides long. RefSeq names its product keratin, type I cytoskeletal 13-like. Bases 1 to 1161 code for a protein of 386 amino acids. Gene Ontology annotation, molecular function: structural molecule activity. The record is from RefSeq and is a predicted model, not a curated record. Gene Ontology annotation, cellular component: cytoskeleton. Lineage: Eukaryota; Metazoa; Chordata; Actinopteri; Kurtiformes; Apogonidae. The transcript has 9 exons.